GAAAGAAAAAAUGAAUUCCCUUCGUGUCACUGCUAUAGCCUUGUGCUGUGUGGUGGUUGUGCUCGGAGCACUACCCUUCUCAGAUGCACAGCUAGAUCCCUCGUUUUACAAUAGUACAUGUUCGAAUGUUAGUUCAAUUGUACGUCAAGUGCUCUCAAAUGUUUCACAAUCUGAUCCUCGCAUACUUGCCAGUCUCGUCAGGCUCCACUUUCAUGACUGUUUUGUUCAAGGCUGUGAUGCAUCAAUCUUGUUGAACGACACUGCUACGAUUGUGAGUGAGCAAAGUGCAGGGCCAAAUAACAACUCGAUAAGAGGUUUGGAUGUUAUCAAUCAGAUCAAGACAGCGAUAGAAAACGUUUGUCCUGGCAUAGUUUCUUGUGCUGAUAUUCUUGCCCUUGCUGCUGAAAUAUCUUCUGAUCUGGCUAAUGGUCCUACUUGGGAAGUUCCAUUGGGGAGAAGAGAUAGUUUAACAGCAAACAAAACUCUUGCAAAUCAAAAUCUUCCAGCUCCCACCUUCAACCUAACUCAACUUAAAUCCGCCUUUGCUGUUCAAGGCCUCAACACUACUGAUCUAGUUGCACUUUCAGGUGCUCAUACAAUUGGCAGAGCUCAUUGCAGUGUUUUCGUGAACCGAUUAUACAAUUUUAGCGGUAAUGGCACUGCUGAUCCAACUCUAAACACAACCCUCUUACAAUCACUUCAAGUAAUAUGUCCCAAUGGUGGAAAUGGGACUAAUCUCACCAAUUUGGACCUAACCACUCCUGAUAUAUUUGACUCCAAUUAUUAUUCCAAUCUUCAGCUUGAAAAUGGUUUGCUUCAGAGUGACCAAGAACUGUUUUCCACAAGUGGUGCUGAUACCAUUAACCUAGUCAACAGUUUCAGUAGUAACCAAACUCUUUUCUUUGAAAACUUUGUGGCAUCAAUGAUAAAAAUGGGUAACACUAGUGUGCUAACUGGAUCUGAUGGAGAAAUCCGAACACAGUGUAAUUUUGUGAAUGGGAAUUCUUCUAGUUUGGCUACUCCAGUCACCAAAGAUUCAUCAGAGGAUGGCAUGGUUAGCUCAAUCUAAAUAAGUUAACAAAGGCUAUUGUGAAAAAUGAAAAGAUUUGAGGUAACUAAUAAAGAGUUCAAUAGGCCCAUAACAUGCUAUGUGCAUGUGAUGGAUCGUUGGAACCGUUGUACUUUAUGUU
Gastrolobium bilobum is the source of this 1190-nucleotide messenger RNA. RefSeq names its product peroxidase A2-like. The transcript has 4 exons. NCBI's taxonomy places the organism in Eukaryota, Viridiplantae, Streptophyta, Magnoliopsida, Fabales, Fabaceae. Gene Ontology annotation, molecular function: peroxidase activity; heme binding. Gene Ontology annotation, biological process: hydrogen peroxide catabolic process; response to oxidative stress. The coding region runs from base 11 to 1069 and encodes 352 amino acids. The record is from RefSeq and is a predicted model, not a curated record.